Molecule: messenger RNA, 1366 nt
Organism: Cloeon dipterum
Lineage: Eukaryota; Metazoa; Arthropoda; Insecta; Ephemeroptera; Baetidae
Exons: 5
Coding region: 22-1221 (399 amino acids)
Source: RefSeq, a predicted model, not a curated record
GGGGUGGUGCGUGUCGGCUAGAUGUCUCUGGAGUGCGGCGUCGAUAAUGCGACGAGGUCGAUGGGCACCGUGCGGGCCCUGCACCAGACGGUCGUGGGCCUGAGAACGGCCCUCGAAAGCUGCAAGCAGCAAGGCGAGCGGCUGAGCUCGCAGAACCGCGAGCUGCGAGAGCGCCUCCGCAUGGACGACGAGGACGACGAGCUUGACGACAUCGAGCUCAUCUUCACGACCGAGGGCGCCGGCAGCGUGCCGCCGCAGGAGCCCCUCGAGUCCAUCAUCGAGGAUGGCGGGCCGCUCGCUGCCCCGGGCACCCGCCCCAUUUACAGACCCCUGGCGCACAGAGACGCAUUGCGCGCGACGCGUGCGCCCGCAGCGUCGCGCAGCAGUGCCGGCGCGCAGACGGAUGUGACGGCAGUGCAGUGGCGCAGCGAGGGCUUCCUCAACCGGCGGCCGCUGCGGCCCGUGCUGGCCCUGCCGCGGCCGACGGCCUCCAAGCAGCUGUCCAACCUGGGCUUCACGGCCAUGGUGCCCGAGCUGAGCCGCUCCGUGGACCACGACCUCGCGCGCCAGCCGCCGCGCACAGUCGAACGCUGGCCCUGCGAGUGUCUCGCCGCCUCCACGCACCACUGGGACUCGUUGCGCAGUCCCUGGUGCGAUAAAGAAAGAAGACGUUUUUCGUGGCGAACGGCGCAAAGCAGUGCGGAAACUAAUAGAGGAACAUUAACCAGGAAUAGCGCAGUCUGGGGUUCAGUUCCCGCGUCACCGGACGUUCCUCCUCCUGGACCGUACAUUGAGUGGGCUGGAGACGAGCAAUGCUGCUGUUGCCGGCGCCGCGUAUUCUUCUCAUCGCCGUCGCUGGCGGCGCCGCCAGCGGCGUGGCUGUGCCGGGGCUCGCUGCCCGACCUACGAACCACGGAGCCCUUGCUGCUGGACCUGCGGCCGCCGCUGUCCUCGCGACCCUUCCUACCACGCCAGCCGCGCGACCUGAAAGAGGACUGCCUGGCCAAGGUGAUCGGCCCUGAAGGGCGCGUGCUCGUCGGCAAGGUGCGCUUCGUCGGUAGCGCCACCACUGCCGGCUUCAAAGAGCCGGUCGUCGGCCUCGAGGUGGCCGAGUGCGGCGACUCGGAUGGCACCGUCAACGGCCACAGACUCUUCACCUGUGAGGCUGGCCGAGGCCUAUUUGUACCGUUCCGAAAAGUCAUCCUUGCCUGGCACUGCUGAACCUCCGCCAAGUGUAUGAUAACUGUGUAAAUGUUUCUCUUCGCGCAGCUUAAAAUGUGUGUCAUAAAAAGAAAUUAAAAAACCCUCUGAAGAGUUUACCAGUGUCGCAUCAACAAAUAUAUAAUAAAUAUAGUUUUCUCUUCCA